AAGUAAAGAGAAACGACAAUUUUCCACUAGUUUUAUUUUAGAUUUUGGAGUGGAUUGUUAGAAAAUAUUUCUAAAAGACGGUGUCAGUAUGAAUUAUUUGGUUAUUUCAGUUGGUCUAAUAUUGCUUGUAGCUGCACAAGUAAAUGCAGACAAGUCCAAUGAUGGUUGUGUGUGUAUAUCUUCCAACUUUGGCUGUGAAAAUAUAAAAGGAAAGAUAAAGAUGGUUCAAAAAGGCUGGUGCAAUACUAGAUGCUGCAAUGAACCUGCUAAAGGCGAAAAGCGAGAGUGUAGAUGUAUGAAUAUCAGUGAAUGCCCGGAUGAAUACCCAAAUGAACAAGGGGAUUGUAUCAACAUGGUGGAAUGUUGCCCAUCCAAAGCUCAGAAAAAGAAGAAAACAGAACUUUAACAAACAUGUGGGCACUUCUUUCAAUUAAAGCUUCUUUGAUGGGAAACUACUUCUAGUGUUGCAAUUUGCACUUCAUUAUUUAAUUUACGGUAACAUAGUCAACUUUUCACGAAUUAAGCUUUGACAUUUUUUUAUCUAACAGAAACAACAAAUAAAUAAGUAGAAAAAAUAAAACAAGUGAUAAAGCAUUUGCUGAGCAGCAGUAAACAGGCCGAGAACUGUUAUCAAAAGUGGUGUAAACAGUAUAAAUAUAGUUCAAAAUGUAUGACACAAGAAGAAAAUUCUUCGUCUAAAUCCACGAAAGAGUAUAUUGUAAAUUUAAUAUUUUGUUUAUUUUCUACUGCAGUGACCUUGAGAUACCCAUCAUAACAGCGAUAUGGACAAGCAGGGAAGCGACGCAAGUGACAUUAAACCAUGUUUAAUAGUUACUAACAUUAAAACAUAGUGUAAAGUGCAAAUCGACAAGCAAAAUACUAUUUCAAUAGUUUAGCAGAAAAUCAAUAACAACAACAACAACAACACACACACGCACACACGCACGCACGCACACACGUCCCACUUUAUAUAGACCUAUUUAAAGGAGAUCAUACUUAUUUAUACUACUCAUGAUACCUCCACCAUUAGUGGUUAUAUUAAUUCAAGUGCCCUUUCCAAAGCAAAGUUGAGCAUGCAAUCAACUUAUAUUUCAAAAAUGCCAUUAGUAAGAACUAUUCUAGUAGACAUUGUGAGUUUGAUCAUAAAACACGCUCAUACUUGCAGUCAUUUAGAUAUUUUUAGACAGUCAUUAUUUACAAAUAAAACAUGUAUCUUCGUACGUUUCUCAUUUGAAUAAAAAUGUUGACAGUUU
Molecule: messenger RNA, 1253 nt
Organism: Mercenaria mercenaria
Lineage: Eukaryota; Metazoa; Mollusca; Bivalvia; Venerida; Veneridae
Exons: 3
Coding region: 89-406 (105 amino acids)
Source: RefSeq, a predicted model, not a curated record